This is a messenger RNA of Aaosphaeria arxii CBS 175.79, 3213 nucleotides long. RefSeq lists its product as uncharacterized. Gene Ontology annotation, biological process: cytoplasmic stress granule assembly. Gene Ontology annotation, molecular function: RNA binding. Gene Ontology annotation, cellular component: cytoplasmic stress granule. The transcript has 6 exons. Lineage: Eukaryota; Fungi; Ascomycota; Dothideomycetes; Pleosporales. Bases 1 to 3213 code for a protein of 1070 amino acids. The record is from RefSeq and is a predicted model, not a curated record.
AUGAGCUCCAACAAGAACGCUAACGACGCUCGCAAGCAGACUGGCAGUCCCGUGGACGGUGCUCAAAGGAAACCUCCAAAAGCCUGGUCGCAGGGUACCAACCCCAUCACUCAACGUCCCUCGAACCCAAGUACCACAAAUGGCACUGCCAAUUCCGUCAAGCCUUCACAGCAUCAACCGGCUCCCACAUCUGAUUCCGGGUCCCCCAUGCGACACCUGAAUGACCGGAUGAUGUUUCUGUUGGCAAGCCUUACUGGUUUACCAGGACACAUCACACUCAAAAAUGGCGAGAAGUACACGGGAGUUCUUUCAGGAACAUCAUUGGAUCCGACCGAGAUGAGGUAUGUUUUCAAGAUGGUAAAACGGGUACAAGGAAGCGACGCCCAGGUCAACGGUACCAGCGAACCGUCGGACGAUUACGUGGGCCAGGGCGAGAACCACGUCAUGUCAUUUGACAUUGGCGAUGUUGCGGAUUUCAACGUGUCCAAUGUGAUCCUGAACAAAUCGCAGUCACGAACACAAAACGGUGCCUCGACAGGGUUUCGCACAGAUACGGACAUUUCUGGUCACAUGUCAAUGAAGGAGCGCACAUUGCAAAAAUGGGAGCCCUCGACGGAUAGCAAUGCCGACUUCUCUCUUGAGUCGUCUGGAUCGACCGGAUGGGACCAGUUCGCAACCAACGAGAAGCUCUUCGGUGUUACUAGCAACUAUGACGAAAACAUCUACACCACGACGAUUAAUUACAACGAUCCCGCAUAUGCACAGAAGCAUGCACGCGCAUCCAAACUUGCCAGCGAGAUCGAAGGAAGCAGCUCCACGAAUGCCCACGUGCGCGAAGAGAGGGGAUUGACUUCUGCUGAUGACAAGGGCUUGGAUGAAGAGGAAAAAUAUAGUGGAGUGCAUCGCAAUUUCCCACCGCUGCCCACCGGCCAGCCAAAUAAAUAUACACCUCCUGCGAGACGCCCUCCCACCGGGCAACCGACGGUGCCGGGAGCUCCCGUAGAUCCCGCAAUCAUAUCGUCCCAAUUAGCGCGACCAGACUCGGCCGCCGCUAAAUCAGCACAACGUACCGCCACGCCUCCUACAGAGAAGCGCCCACAGCCUGAAUCUUCAAAAGCAGACACUGUUACGAAUGUCGAGGCUUCGACUGCAUCUCCGGCUCCGAUUCCUAUUCCUGCCGACAAGGUGGAACCCGCACAAGGUGCCGAGUUGAACCCUAAGCCUACGCCAACACCUAAGGCCACAACGGCAGACCAAGCACAUAGGAUCAAUACUACGUUACCCUCAGUGACCGUUGCCCGUCGACCAGGACGACCGGAGAACGCUACCGCGACUGUGGAGCACGAUCUACUUGACUCUUUCAAGCAAUUCGCUACGCAAGAAAAGCUGCGCGUCUCUGAACGACAAAGGACCAUUGCGAGGGAAAACAAGGCAGUAAAGCUGAAUGACUUGAAGAAGUUCUCACUCAACUUUAAGCUAAAUACUCCUGUCCCCACCGAUCUUGUUCCUAUCCUUGCUAAAGAUGAGGGCAAGCAGAAAUUGAUUGUCGACAAAGCCCUGCGCGCCGUUCAAGAGUCGAAAACCACUCCAAGCAAACCGACUCCGGGACCUGCGGAAGUAAAGCCACCUACUUCACGUACUGCAUCCUCAUCCAAGCCUGAAUCGACCCAUGCUUCUCCCAGCGCACCAGUUGACCGCCAGCAAGGUCAACGACCGCGCCCUUCACCCAACGCACCUAAUACCUAUGGGUCUUCUUCCUUACGAGGUCCUGCCCAGAACAGCAAUCAGAAUCCUCCCCGGAAUACGGGCAUGCUUGGCCAACGUCUCGUCAACAAUCAGGCUCAGCACAAGCAAGGCGGUCUACCAUACCCUCCCAUUCCGCACCCUAUUCCUUCUGCGGACGGCCGCCCUCAACCACCGUCAGGUCCUGGGACUUCAAGUGGUGGCCACACCCCCACCCUGAACGUUGGCGCAAGAGAGUUCAAGCCGAACCCUGCAGCUAUGAACUUCCAGCCUUCUGGACCAAGCAACCAAUCAAGCCCUCGGCCCGAAUCGGCUCCCAAACAGGACCAAGCACCUCGUAAACAAAAAGUUGUUCCAUUUUGGAGUGAAAGCGAUCCGAAACCGGUCAUUGAUGACUUAGAUCUCGGUACUUCUUUCAACCCACUAAAGCGCCUCAUGAGCCGAUCCAAGGAAGAGAAGGAGAACCUCGACUUCAGCAAGAACGGCGGCGUGCCAUUUCCCUUCAGGACUCUUCCAACGUGGACGACCAAGAACGAAAAGACCUACGAGCAGAUGUUUGAGCCCCCAGCCAUCCCACCCCCCAUUUCUGCACCUAAUGCUAUGAUGGGCCAUGUAUCCAUGCAUCAUCAACAGUUACCUCUGCAACUUCAAGGUCCUCCCAACGGACCUCAGCACCAAGGCCCGCACCACACUUCAAGGCAUCCUGGCGUUCAGCAGCAUCACGGUCAAGGCCAUCAUCCAUUCGACGGCCAACAGGGCCACCCUAUGCAAUUUUCGCACUCUGCUUCCUCGAUGCAUCCUUCUCCACGUGCAGGCCCUCCUUAUAUGUAUGGUGCGCAACCACAGGGAAUGCCGGGCUUCAGCCAAGGUCCCAUGCAUAACUACAACAUGAGCCCUAACAUCCAGCAUGUGGCUCUCCAGCAACAGAGAGGCCCACAAUUUGUGCAGGGACCAAUGCCAGUCAUGGGAGGUCAUAUGAUGACCAACCAACCCUCGAAUGGUCCGUUCAUGGGAAUGCAACCGAACCCUCAGAUGCAGAUGUACUCUCCCAACCCAGGUCACGCCUAUCCCCACUACCCUAACCAAAUGCCCGGACCGCCUGUCACCAACGGUUAUCCCAGCCCUCGCCCAGGUGGUGCCCCAUUGAUGCAUCAUCAAGGUUCGCAACAGGGCCAUCAACAGCAACAGAAUGUCGUAUAUGUGCCUCAGGGGGGACAACCGCCCAUGUUCGCCCAGAUGCCACCUGGAACAAUGACUCACAUGCGCGGUCCUUACCCUCAACAACAUCAAGGACCACAUUACGGAUCACCUCAUCAGCACCCCCAAUUCCCACAACAGGCCCAUCGCGGAACGCCAAGUGGUAGCUAUGCUCAACCCAUGGUGCAGCAACAUUCAAUGCAGCCUCAGGGUCCACCGCCUCCCACCGGACCAGCCAGUCAUGGCCCUGAAGCCAGCGAGGAGGCCAAGUGA